Messenger RNA from Heterostelium album PN500, 402 nucleotides. RefSeq lists its product as uncharacterized. The transcript is spliced from 2 exons. NCBI's taxonomy places the organism in Eukaryota, Evosea, Eumycetozoa, Acytosteliales, Acytosteliaceae. Bases 1 to 402 code for a protein of 133 amino acids. The record is from RefSeq and is a predicted model, not a curated record.
AUGAAAGUAAUACUAUUUGUUGUUCUCAUUUCAUUGGUACUCCUUAUAGGAACUCAUAAAGCUACAGCUGUCGAAAUUUCAAAAACCGAAGACAAACUCGGAGGUAUCACUGUAGAAUGUGUACUAUGUUUGUUUGUAUUGGAAACUUCAAUCUCUGAAAUAUUUCAAGAUCUUGAUAACGAGACUAUAAUUGUUAGAGAUCUUGACAAUGUUUGUAUCGAUUUAUCAAACCACACAACACAAGGAAAUGAAGAAUGCAAUCAAAUCGCAAAUAAAUUUGGACCCGAGAUUUAUAAUGCCGUCCAGAAUUCAACAACUCAAUUUGAAAUAAUGGCAGAAAUUACUGAGAUAAUACCAUAUUUCGUUGGAAGUAGAAGUUCAGUCCAAGAAUUGAAUAAAUAA